This is a messenger RNA of Exophiala viscosa, 918 nucleotides long. RefSeq lists its product as uncharacterized. The coding region runs from base 1 to 918 and encodes 305 amino acids. The transcript has 3 exons. NCBI's taxonomy places the organism in Eukaryota, Fungi, Ascomycota, Eurotiomycetes, Chaetothyriales, Herpotrichiellaceae. The record is from RefSeq and is a predicted model, not a curated record. Gene Ontology annotation, molecular function: oxidoreductase activity.
AUGGCCACCGAAACAAUUUCACAAACUCAGACUCUCAGGACUAUCUUAAACUACCACCUCGAGCCUGAGCGAGGUGGUGCAGCGGUAUGGUGCCCUGGGACUGUUCGAGAUAAGCGUCGGCCGCACGAACAUCAAGAAGUCACCGUUACCAACAUUCGAGGACAUGAAGCAGAAUUCACGGUUGACAAGCAGGGUUUCCAUGUAGGACCCUUUGAGCCAUCCGUGAACGACGUGGAGGACGAUUCGGAAUUCCGUGGACAAUAUUAUCAAGAUGUCGCAGCAUACGUGAAGAACAUGACUGGCGCAACAAAGGUCCUGCCCGUAGUUCAUAUUGUCCGUCGAAAACAAUGGAACGAAGUGGCGGAUGCCGAGAAGGACUUGCCUGAUGAUGCUCCGGUAACAGCACCCACCAGCAAUCGCUCUGUGCAUAUCGAUCAAUCAUACUUUGGCGCAGAACUGGUCCGAGACAGCAAGUUGGAGGAUAUCCCAGCUGAUGAGGCGGAGAAGCUCAAGAAGGUCCGCUGGGCCAUCAUCAACCUCUGGCGACCUUUCGAUGUCGUGACUCGUGAUAAUAUGGCUCUCUGCGAUGCUCGAACGGUGGAUGAGAAUGACUUGACCGCCGUGUACGCAGACCUCCCCGAGUCACUCCGAAAGGCCAAGACUGGCUACAACUUCGCCGCGAAAUCGCGCUCGGAGGCGUGGGAGGUCAAGGCGAAUCCGGGAUCGCACAAGUGGUAUUAUGCCGCGAACAUAAAGCCCACAGAGGCCUUGCUGAUCAAGCAAUUUGAUUCGAAGAAGCACGGGGUUGCUCGACGGACGCCCCAUUCGGCGUUUUCGUCCGAGGAGGACUAUGGCCCGACGAGGCAGAGUAUUGAGGUCAGAUGUCUGGUUUUCUGGAAAGAUCAGCCGCAAGAGUGA